AUGUCUGAAGUAGCUGCCGACACUUUCCGCAGCCCCUCAGCUCAGCUGAGCCCUGAUGCAUCCCUCAACGGGCUCCCAGAUGAGGAGAACAUGCCAGGGACCCAAAGAGAGGACAGGAGGGUCCAAGGGAUAGCAGGCCUUGCCACAGCCUGCUGUGCGUGCCUGGAGGCAGAGCGACUGAAGGGCUGCCUCAACUCUGAAAAGAUCUGCAUCGCCCCUAUCUUGGCUUGCCUGCUUAGCCUUUGCCUCUGCAUUGCUGGCCUCAAGUGGGUCUUUGUGGACAAGAUUUUUGAGUAUGACUCUCCUACCCACCUUGACCCUGGGAGGAUAGGACAAGACCCAAAGAGUGCUGUGGAUCCUACAGCUCUGUCUGCCUGGGUGCCUUCGGAGGUGUAUGCCUCACCUUUCCUCGUACCUAGCCCCAAGAGCAAGGCUGAAGUGACAAUGCACAGUGACAGCUCACUAGUACCCUCCAAACCGUUCCUCCAGCCUUCUCUAUAUAACCGCAUCCUAGAUGUUGGGUUGUUGUCCUCUGCCGCACCUUCGCUGUCACCACCCGCCCCGGAGCCUACCACAGCAUCUCAGGCACAAGCAACAGAAACCAAUCUCCAAACUGCUCCAAAACUUUCCACUUCCACAUCUACAACUGGGACAAGUCAUCUCACAAAAUGUGACAUAAAGCAGAAAGCCUUCUGUGUAAAUGGGGGAGAGUGUUACAUGGUUAAAGACCUCCCAAACCCCCCAAGAUACCUGUGCAGGUGCCAACCUGGAUUCACUGGAGCAAGAUGUACUGAAACUCUGCCCAUGAAAAUCCAAAACCAAGAAAAGCAUCUUGGGAUUGAAUUUAUGGAAGCUGAGGAACUGUACCAGAAACGGGUGCUGACCAUAACUGGCAUUUGCAUUGCUCUUCUAGUGGUUGGCAUCAUGUGUGUGGUGGCCUACUGCAAAACCAAGAAACAGAGGAAAAAGUUGCAUGACCGCCUUCGGCAGAGCCUGCACUCAGAAAGGAAUAACGUGAUGAACAUGGCCAAUGGGCCGCACCACCCCAAUCCACCGCCAGAUAACGUCCAGCUUGUGAAUCAGUAUGUUUCGAAAAAUGUAAUCUCCAGUGAGCAUGUCAUCGAGAGAGAAACAGAGACCUCGUUUUCUACAAGCCACUACACCUCAACAACACAUCACUCCGUGACAGUGACUCAGACACCUAGCCACAGCUGGAGUAAUGGCCACACUGAAAGCAUCCUCUCUGAAAGCCACUCGGUGCUUGUCAGCUCCUCCAUGGAGAAUAGCAGGCACGCCAGCCCAGCAGGGCCCCGGGGCCGUCUCAACGGCAUCGGCGGGCCACGGGAAGGCAACAGCUUCCUCCGGCAUGCGAGAGAGACCCCUGGUUCCUACCGAGACUCUCCUCACAGUGAAAGGUAUGUCUCAGCUAUGACCACACCAGCUCGCAUGUCACCUGUUGAUUUUCACACUCCAAAUUCUCCCAAGUCCCGCCCCUCCACAAUGUCACCACCGGCUUCCAGCUUGACCGUCUCCAUCCCUUCAGUGGCGGUGAGUCCCUUCAUAGACGAGGAGCGACCACUGCUCCUGGUGACUCCACUGCAGCUGCAUGAGAAGUAUGACCACCACCUUCAGCAAUUCAACUCCUUUCACCACAAUGCCACCCACGAGAGCAACAGCCUGCCACCAAGUCCUCUGCGGAUCGUGGAGGAUGAGGAGUACGAGACUACGCAGGAGUAUGAACCAGCAGAGGAGCCUCCAAAGAAACUCACCAACAGCCGGAGGGUCAAAAGAACAAAGCCCAACGGCCACAUUUCCAGCAGGGUGGAAGUGGACUCUGACACAAGCUCUGAGAGCAGCAGCUCUGAAACCGAAACCGAAGAUGAAAGAAUAGGUGAGGAUACACCAUUCCUGAGCAUACCGAACCCCGGGGCAACUGGUCUGGAGCCAGCCAUUGCCUUCCGGCUGGCUGAAACCAGGACUAACCCGGCAAAUCGCCUCUCCACACCAGAAGAGUUACAAGCAAGGCUGUCCAGUGUGAUAGCUAACCAAGACCCUAUUGCUGUAUAAAACAUAAAACACAUAGAUUCACAUGUAAAACUUUAUUUUAUAUAAUGAAGUAUUCCACCUUUAAAUUAAACAAUUUAUUUUAUUUUAGCAAUUCCGCUGAUAGAAAACAGGAGGGGAAAAAAACUUUUAUAAAUUAAAUAUACGUAUGUACAAAUGUGUUAUGUGCCAUAUGUAGCAUUUUUUUACAGUAUUUCAAAAAUGGGGAAAGAUAUCAAUGGUGCCUUUAUGUUAUGUUAAGUUGAGAGCAAGUUUUGUACAGUUACAAUGAUGGCUGUCCCAUAGUAUUUUGCAAAACCUUUUAGCCCUCAGUUGUCCUAGCUUUUUUGUGCACUGCAUUAUAAUGACUGGAUGUAUGAUUUGCAAGAAUUGCAGAAGUCCCUCUGGUUGCUUGCUGUAGAGUCUCCAAAUCAGAAAGCCCUGUAAUGGCACUCCCACCCUACUCCGUGAGAAAAACACACACAUACACACACACAGAGUCAGAAAGGAAAAAAAAAAAGAUAAAAAAAAAAAGAUAAAAAGGUAAAAAAAAAAAAGUUUCUUAUAUGAGAACUUUUAUUUGCUUUCCGUAUAUGAGAUGAGUUUUGUCUGCUCUCUGCCAGCCAAAAGGUUUGCUUCUUUGAGCACUGGGAUAAUAGUAGAUCAAACAGCAUGCUACUAUUAAUUACAGCAGGAUAACAAAAAACAUACAAACAAAAAAAAAAAAAAGCCAACCUGCAUUAAAUAAUGUUACUUAUAGAAAGAAAGUAAUACUGUGAUUUUAAAUCAAAUAUAUUAUUAAUCAGAGGUCAGCUUGUAAUCACUAGGAGCUGCCAUUUCAUUAUUUUCCAGAUAUUAAUUGUUCUAGUUAUCCCUUAGGAUAUGGGUUUAAGUUAGCUGUGGCUUUGAACCCAAUACUCUAUUUAAACAAAAAAAAAACCAAAAAAAAACCAAAAAAAAAACAAAAAAAAAAAAAAAAAAAAAAAAAAAAAAGAAGAAAACAACAAAAAAAUUAUAUUAGUUUAUGUUAAUGGGGCAAAUAUAAUAGAUAUCUGUAAUCAAACAAGGAAGAGAUCUAGCUGGAAAACAAAUGCCACCAAUAAAAGUGCAAUCAGUUUUCACCUCUAUUUCUUAAUGUUGAUUUCUAAUACAUGAUUUGUUCUUUUGUUUCCCAUCAAUUUUCUUCCCCUUUUUCCCUUCCUCAGAAAGAACCCUGACGAGCUUCUAGCAAUACCUUAUUAGAGUUGCUGUUGGAGUAAGGCUUACUCUUGGACAAAAAAAGGCCUUUCAGGGAAGAUGAUUUGCUGAAUGGUUAAAAAGUAUAGGCACAUAGGAGGGACAAAGCAGAUGUAUGGAGUUUAUUUCCACUCACCUUUACUGACUCCAUUACCUGGGUUAUGAGAGGCAAGGCUGAUGCAGAGCCCAGUUAUGAAGGCAAGCACACCAUGUGAGUUACAGCCCUAGUAACCCAUGUGUGACUAUUUAAUAUCAGCGUUUAUAUAGCCAGCGACAGUUUAGAAGUCAUUGACUAGUAAUAAACAAAGAUGCUGUCAGUUCUGGAGCAGAUGCAUCUAUCCAGACAGAAGCAAAUGGCCUCUUUUGCACUGAAUUCCUAUCAGUUUAGUCAGGGUCACUCUGCCUCUUCUAUACUUUUGAUUUUUUGUUGUGUGUUCAUUUGGCACAGCAUUGAUUCAGGAUUGAUGUGAAAAACAAAUGUUUUUCCUAGACUCUGGAGAUUCUGAAAAUGAGAACAUAUGUUUUACAGGUAUUACUGAGCUCUAAAUAAGAGCCCUGUCAAGACAAAAAUAAUUUCAGCCAAACUACAUUCAUCCUUUGGGCCACAUUCUGGUCCUAGUUAAAUGCAGAGAAAUACAUUGAGGAAAAUUUGUGAGAUGCAAACCUGAGAAACAAAAGUCCCAACUCAGUAAAUUGUUCAAGCAUACGCUUAUGCUAAUCCCAGCAAAAGUUACCUUCAGCAUGUGCUAGACUCUCAUUGACACAUCCAGCACAUGCAAAAAGUUAAGCAUGUGCCUAAGAGUUUUGCUGAACAAGGUGUCCUAUUGAUUUGAGACUGAAAGAAAAGUAUAGCAAAAGAAGAUCUUUGCCAGGAUGACAAAAAUCUGUGAGUUCCUCGCAGUAUAAAUAACCAUAUCACAUUAGUAAGAACACAGGUUAGUCUACCUGAACACCAGAUUCAGCAGAAAAAGGAAAAUAAAAAACCUUAGUAUAGGAAACAAAGUUGUCCAUUAGAAUGUUAGUGAUAGAACCAAAAGGCUAGGAAACUAGCACAGCUUUGGGCUAUGUAGUGGCUGAAAUGGCACUGCUUAUUUGAGAAAUCUAUGGGAGAUGGCAAAUACAUACUGUCUGGACUAAAGUCCCCUUUGCAAUUUUUCCCUAGCUGGCAUGUACUUGAACAUACUUUGCCUUUGCAGACUGAAACAAAAGUUCUCUACAAAUUCUAUACACCGUAUUCUCAUUUUCAUCCCUUUAGUCAUACCUAUUUAUCUGCAAUCCCAUGCAGCAGAAUAUCCACCUCUCCAGUAACUCUGCAACUCAGUAAUACAGAGGGCCAGGUGGGCUUUCAUAAUGAAGGCCACAAGUUUCCAAAAGAUUUGCACUGUUGAGUUUCCUCGGGAACUUGAAUAUCUGUCCCUUCAGGAAGGCCUCUGACACUGCAAAGACCUUGCAGGACACAUGAGACAGAAAAAGGAUGGCAGAGAAACAAGAGAUUUGCCCCAAAAUCACCCAUCUUAGUGGCAGAAUAGAGAUUAUAACACAGAUGAUUUGUAAACUCUCCAGUAUAUAUCAACCACAAGGCCAGCUCUCAUAGUAUCUAUAAUAGCCCAGACAGAUUAAUGAGGAUGGAAAGGGAACAUGCCUUGACAUUGAGUAGAUCAUUUGACUACUAACACUUUUAUUUUGGAGGGACAGUAUAAAAUGAAGGAGCAAUUCCAUUUUUGAGAGCUGUACAUGUGAGAUUUAUUUGGUAUAGGUCUAGGGAAAAAUGUCACACCUCUUCUGUUGUUGUGCCUCAAAGUCAAAUUGCUGUGCAGUUCCUGCUAUUCCUUCCCCUUGGAACAUACACAGUAUGUUAUAGAGCAAGCAUGAAAUUAGGCUGGAGACUUCACAUGGACCUAAGAACAAGAAAAUAUGAUUGGGGAUAUGGCUGCCUAAGCCCUUAGAUCUUUGUGAAGAACUCAGCCUUACAGCACAAUUCAUGCAGCAGUGAAUUCAGAAAUUGCCCUUGGCUUGGCACGCACAGAUGUGGGAGGAGGACACAGACCCUCACCUCUCAACUUGCGUUUAUCACUCUGUGAGGGUGUUUCACAUCAGUCAGGCCCACACCCAGAAGUUAGUGAGUCUAUCUGGCCACAGGUGCUGCUGGCGGGCUGCAGCCAGUUCCUGCUGGCCAAGAGGCUGGAGGCUGCAGCAGCACAGAGCAGAGCCAGCAAGUGCCUGUGGAAAAGGCCAGCUUCCCUGAUGGGGAUAUUUGCUUCAUUUCCCAGACCUUUGAGCCAGGCAGUCCCAACCCUUGAGCCAUCACUGUGUGAUGCUUGCCCGUUCUUUGGCUGAAAGUCAUGGCAAGAACUUUGAAGGCGGGGGGUGGGGGGGAAAUAGUCCAGUGGUGGCAGAGUUAUUAAGCUUGUCCUGGUUUAUUUCCAUGUCAUUUAGUUUGAGACAUGAAUUUUUCCUGUGUAUGUGUUUAUAUGCAGGAAUUGUUCCAAGAUGAAAGGCUUCUUUCAUGAGUGUAUAGCUAGAUUAUGUUGUGCAACCUGGUACAGCCUGCCUAUUUAAGGGGUGUAGAUCAUUACAGCUCCAUACAGGUUCUCAUGCAACAGAGAAAAGCCUACUUCCUCCUUUUGGCCCAGUCAUUCCCUUCCUCACGUGAGCCACCCCAACACACCCAGGUUUAAGAGAUCAAUCACUGCCUUUAUCAGGGAAACAGGAAAGCUCCUUCUUUCCAGUACUUCAAAACAACAAUGCUGCAUCUCCCUGCUUCUCUCACACACAUUGCAAGCAGUUUCCUAGGCAUCCAGGAUAGCAAACUGGUGUCUCCUCAAAGGACACACCUCUCAACCUGCUGAGCACUUCUUGGCCCUGCAGUAUGGCUACUUACCAUUACCUGGUACCUGGGUCUUACUUCUAGUGAGAAACAAAAAAGCACCUAAGAAAUGCUGCAGAGAAGGGCAGACAAAGAACAUGGCCAAUUAUCAUCAUUUGUAAUUCUCUAUUCUAUUGUAAAUAUGUCUUGUACUUAUGUGGAUGUUUUUUCAUUAUUUACUGUCUUUAUGGAUAUUGUGUUAAAUGAGAUGCUCUUAGUUUAUUGUGUAACACUGUAAAUAACAUAACAUCCUUUAUUAUUUAUGCAUAGGCAUCUAACACUCAGAGAAAGUUAUCCUCAUAUUAUUUUAAGAUAUAUGUCAAAAAGAUGUUGCAUUUUUCCUUUUGCUUUGAAAAAAAAAUUGUAAUAUAUCCUCUUUUUCCCCUCUUUUCCUUAAAAAAAAAAAAAAAGAA
Molecule: messenger RNA, 6558 nt
Organism: Vidua macroura (Pin-tailed whydah)
Lineage: Eukaryota; Metazoa; Chordata; Aves; Passeriformes; Viduidae
Gene: NRG1
Product: neuregulin 1
Exons: 9
Coding region: 1-2067 (688 amino acids)
Biological process (GO): animal organ development; nervous system development; activation of transmembrane receptor protein tyrosine kinase activity
Molecular function (GO): protein tyrosine kinase activator activity; chemorepellent activity
Source: RefSeq, a predicted model, not a curated record